Messenger RNA from Miscanthus lutarioriparius, 1140 nucleotides. Lineage: Eukaryota; Viridiplantae; Streptophyta; Magnoliopsida; Poales; Poaceae. The record is from the annotation of a GenBank genome assembly.
AUGGCCACCCUCAACCCGUUCGAACUCCUCGGCGCCGACGACAACGACGACCCCUCGCAGCUGAUUGCCGCCGCGGAGGCGGCGGCUCAGAAAGCCGAGGCGAAGAAGUCCGCCGCAGCGCCUGCUGGGAAGGCUGCCCAGCCUGCGGCGGCCGCCAAGUUCCCGACCAAGCACGCUCCCCCCUCGCAGACUGUGAGAGAUUCCCGCGGUGGUGGUGCAUCAGCUCGUGGAGGCUUUAACCGUGGUGAACGCGGCCGUGGUAGAGGUGGACGGGGAUAUGGCCAGAACCGUGACUUCAGUGGGGACAAUGCCAAUGACUUCCAGGGAGGUUAUGGUGGUGGAGGCUAUGGUGGCGGAGGCUAUGGGGAUGGUGCUGUAACUGGUGGAGCUGAAGGGGAAAGGGAGAGAGGCCCUCGUCCCCCUUACCGCGGUGGAGGCAGACGUGGUGGUUACAGGAAUGGUGAGUUUGGUGAUGAUUCUGAGAGGCCACCACGGAGAAACUAUGAGCGCCACAGCGGGACUGGCCGUGGCUAUGAGAUGAAGCGUGAUGGCGCAGGACGUGGGAACUGGGGCACUGCCACUGAUGAGGUUCUUGCCCAGGAAACAGAGGAAGCUCUGAAGGUGGAGGAGGGUGCUCCUGUUGCUGAGAGACAGGGUGAGCAGAAUGAUGCCCCAGCAGCGGAUGAGAACAAAGAUAACAAGGAUGCUGCUGCAAAUGAGGAGGAAGAAAAGGAAGAGGACAAGGAGAUGACUUUGGAGGAAUUUGAGAAAAUAAGAGAGGAGAAGAGGAAAGCACUACUUGCUUUGAAGGCUGAAGAGAGGAAAGUGGAAGUUGAUAAGGAUCUGCAGUCUCUGCAGCCACUUUCAAAUAAGAAAGAAAAUGAUGAAGUGUUCAUUAAGCUGGGUUCUGACAAGGAUAAGAAGAAGGAAAGUGCUGAGCGUGCCAAGAAGUUGGUGAGCAUCAAUGAGUUCCUGAAACCUGCUGAAGGAGAAAGGUACUAUGGUGGCCGUGGUCGUGGAAGGGGCCGUGGUGAGCGUGGUGGUUUUAGAGGCGGAUACGGAGGGGGAUACAAUCGUGGCCCAGCUGCUGCCCCAUCCAUUGAAGAUCAAGCUCAAUUCCCAAGCCUUGGUGGGAAGUGA